GCUUGUUGUAAAUGGUGGCGAAGUCUGAGCAGGAGAGAUAGCCUUGGGUGUAUCGRUGAUGAAGUGAUGGAAGGAGUUGAAUAUGAGUCAUGGUGGCGUAGACUUUCUCAGGGGGCUUGUGGUCGGGUCGUCGCGAGAGGGCAUCGGCAACGCGGUUGCUUUUGCCGAAGCGGGCUUGGCGUGGAGUGAUAUCUUUCUUGGAGAGGAUGGAGGCGACAAUGGUGUUGUCAGUGCGGAUGGUGAAGUACUGCCCGUCGAGGUACGGGCGCCAGACUGUGAGAGCGUGGAUCACGGCGAGGAGUUCCUUCUCGUUGGAGGGGUAAUUCAUCUCCGCGGGAAGGAGCUUCUUGCUUGCGAAGGCGAUAGGGUAUUCGCCAGGUGGAGCCUCGGGGUGAGUGGGCGAGUCCUUGAUGGAGGGGGUCUCGGCGGUGUCGCGGGGGAAAUGUUGGGACAGUACGGCUCCRAUGGCGAAGUCGGAGGCGUCAGUGGUGACAUAGAAAUGGCGAGUGGGGUCGGCGAUCUUGAGGACAGGGGCCGUGGUGAUGGUUUGCUUGAGCUCAUCCUUGCGGGUGAGUUCGUGGAGAGGGUAAGAGAUCUCGGAAAAGUUGCGAAUGAAUGGGCGGUAAUAGUUGGCAAGGCCAAGGAAGGAACGGAGUUGGAGGAGGGUCUUGGGUGGGGGGUACUCGACGAGGGCUGUGACCUUCGAGGGGUCCAUACGGAUGCCUUUAGCGGAGACAAUAUGGCCGAGGUAUUCGACGCUCGAAGCGGCAAACGUACAUUUGCUGAGCUUGGCGUAAAAUUUUUGCUCUCGGAGGAUCGCGAGGACUUGGCCGAGGUGCUGAAGGUGGGACUCGAAGGUGGGGCUGAAGACAAGGAUGUCAUCAAGGUAGACAACGACACAGACUUCGAGGAGGUUGUGGAAGAUGUGGUUCAUGGUGGAUUGGAAGGUAGCGGGGGCAUCGGUGAGUCCGAAUGGCAUCACGAGGAACUCGUAGUGCCCGAACCGAGAGCGGAAGGCGGUCUUGUGAGUGUCCUCCUCGCGAAUACGGAUCUGGUGGAAGCCACUACGAAGGUCGAUCUUGGUAAAGUACUUGGCUCCACGGAGACGAUCAAGGAGCUCGGAAAUCCGAGGUAGGGGGUACUUGUUCUUGAUCGUGAUCC
Messenger RNA from Chara braunii, 1161 nucleotides. The record is from the annotation of a GenBank genome assembly. Lineage: Eukaryota; Viridiplantae; Streptophyta; Charophyceae; Charales; Characeae.